Molecule: messenger RNA, 1687 nt
Organism: Pecten maximus
Lineage: Eukaryota; Metazoa; Mollusca; Bivalvia; Pectinida; Pectinidae
Exons: 2
Coding region: 536-1537 (333 amino acids)
Source: RefSeq, a predicted model, not a curated record
CUUGGGUGCAGCACAUUAUCUCGGUGCUGUCUGAUUUAUAGACUUAUUAACAUUAUAAAUACCUUCCCUUAAACAGCAACCAAUUGAUUGGUUUGACAGGUGUGAACUGUCUGAGGAAAUGUAAAGGUAUUCAUUAUAGAAGGUGAUCCUCACCACAGCCGAAACCAACCUCCUGGACAUACCAGGUAAAAAGUGGACUAACUUUGUGAAUACAAAAUCGAUCUAGGAAUGUGAACCAUAGCAUAGCAGUGAACCAUAUCAGUGAACUAUAUAAGGACCAAGAAGUGAACGGGGUGUAGCAUAACUUGAACCAGAUGUUGUGAGGAUAUAAACCUGUAGGAGAUGAUAUGAGUGAUACCCAUUGAGAUACAGAAACAUUUAACUAGUAGAAAUUAGCCCAGGGACCUGUCACCACACUGUGGGUGUUGACUGGGAGACACUAUAUAUUAUACCCUAAACUGUUAUUACUUUGUCCAGCGCAUGGAGCAUAUCAAUAUAUAGUGUUAGCAGCCAGAUCCUACACACAAGCUUUACCAUGCAGAGAAGCAGACUGUUAUUCUACUUGUUAUGUGGAUAUUUUGUUUUAUCAUAUGGGAUUCCUCACCAUCGUCACAAACAUGGUAUUGGGGAGGACAAUGUACAAACUGGUUCUCGUUGUCAGGACAGUUUUGACAGCCAUUUAGAACAGUGCUUGAAUCCAUUCUCCAGGAAGGCCCAUAUUUACACCACCACGCACCCUCAAAAUGCUAUAGUGAAGGAAAUCUUUGUUAAAUAUGUCUGCAGACGAUAUAAGAAGAUGUUACACUGUAUCCACCAAGUGCUAACUAACUGCGAGACACUGACAAACACGGAGAUUGUCCAGCAAAAACUCGACGAAAGACAAUGGAUAGUCCACGUGAACAAAAUGUGUAAUAUCCAAUCAGAUCCCUCAACACGGAAACAUUCAAGUGACACAAAGGGACUUAACUCUAGACAUAAAGUGAUACCACCCAUCACAUCUCUACAACCGUUAUCCGACCGGGUUUACCAGCCUGUGACUCAAUCAGAAAUAGAAUAUUACAACAUGAAGAGUCAUGAUGCUGCUGAAAACAUACAAAACAGCCAUGGUAAAAAUAGCCAUAUGCAUGAAAACAUUCCAUAUACCAUUCCAAAGCAUGACAAAGGACAAUUUCAAAAAUCCGACACCAAGUUGGUGCAGCCUUAUCUCCUGACCAGUGUGUCCAGUGAACACCUACCUAGACUUGUUACAUAUAUAACAUAUAAUAUGUUUCUAAACAGACAAGAAGAUUCUCAAGUGUCAGCAGAUAAACUCAAAUUAAUGUCCAUGGACACCAGUAGGUUGGAUUCUACUGCAAAAGAAGGACAAAUGCCAGUGAUGGUACAGCUAUUGUACAUCGACGGUGAAACACUAAGGACAUCAAAACAAUUUUCCUCGCUGAAUAACAGUUUAAGUGGAAGCUCUUCACUACUGAUCAGUGACGCUGUUAUUGUUGUGUGCCUUAUUUUAACUGUGAUAUCUACACACCAGACACAUUAACCUCACUAACUCAUUACAACAGAUUAACCUCACUAACUCAUCACAACAGAUUAACCUCACCAACUCAUCACAACAGAUUAACCUCACCAACUCAUCACAACAGAUUAACCUCACCAACUCAUCACAACAGAUUAACCUCACUAACUCAUC